Messenger RNA from Dermacentor silvarum, 750 nucleotides. RefSeq names its product putative nuclease HARBI1. The record is from RefSeq and is a predicted model, not a curated record. Bases 24 to 692 code for a protein of 222 amino acids. The transcript has 3 exons. NCBI's taxonomy places the organism in Eukaryota, Metazoa, Arthropoda, Arachnida, Ixodida, Ixodidae.
UGAAGUUCCCCGACGCGGGGAAAAUGCAUGAGGUCAUGCACCAGUUUUAUAUCAAGGGAAAGUUUCCCAGGGUGACUGGUUGCAUUGAUUGCACCCACGUGCGUAUCAAAAGUCCAGGAGGAGACGACGCCGAGGUAUUCCGCAACAGGAAGGGAUACUUCUCAUUCAAUGUGCAGGCAAUCACAGGACCUGAACUUCAAUUUUUCGAUUUAGUUGCAAGCUGGCCGGGCUCCACACACGACAGCAGGAUUUUCGACAACAGUAACGCGAGAGUACGUUAUGAGGAAGGAGAUGUACCUGGCGUACUCCUCGGCGACAUGGGGUAUGCCUGCCGGCCAUACCUGAUGACGCCGCUAAAAGAUCCUGGAGGCAAAGACAGCCCAGAGUACAGGUAUAACAGGUCACAAGUCCGGACGAGGAACACCGUCGAAAGAGCUUUCGGCAUCUGGAAAAGAAGAUUCCCAUGUCUUGAUAUGAAGCUACAAAUAGAAACAACAACUUCUGUCAUUGUCAUCACGGCAUGUGCAACUCUGCACAACUUUGGCCGGAACCGUCCAAGUGAUGAACUGCCUCCAGACACAUGCAAUGUUCAGCAGCCUUCCCCAGCUUCACAAGCUCAAGGACCACAGCCCGUUGACUCGGCGAGCGGCUUCAGAACACGAGCACGCAUUAUUCAGCAAUAUUUUUCCUAAAAUGUGGCAGAGCAAAACAGGGCAUGCAUAUUGAAAAUAAAGAAAUUGUACCAUUUUA